AUGGCAAGGCGAGUAUACUCGCUCCCGCUCAACGAACGGGAGUGGGAAGAAAGAGCGUCAUCGUAUCACCUCUUGGUUCGAGAUCGAAACGUCGAAGACCUAGUCGGAAAGUAUAAGAAGGCAAAAAGUAUAAAACCGUUAUCGCAUGGGGGCUCCAGACACAAUGGUAUCAAGCUUGACCUCGACCUCGUUUUCUUGAAACCGAAGUGCAAGUGGGAUUUAUCAUGGGGGGAACGACGGAAGCAGGGCCUAUGGGUAUGUGGCGUUGCCUUUCGUUCAACUCUCGGUAGACUCGAUCCCUAUUACCCAAGAAAGCGGGUUUAUUGGCACCUAUUUUCCCUCUUCCUUUUGCUCUUCAUCUUUUGGGAAGUCUCGGUGAACCUGACGGGGCGUCUUCUGGAAAAUCGGGGCGUGAUCCGGGUCGUUCGGUCCGCUCCUGAUCUCAUCAAGGACGUCGCGUCUGGUCUCCUCAAGAAGCGCGCGCUACGCCACGAACAAACGAAACACACCUACCCUCGGCGGUACGGUUCGGUGACGUCUUACACGACGAUAACGAUGACGAUGGCUUUGGCUCGUGCCAAUGAAGGGGAUGUUGAGUGUUCUGGCUAG
Messenger RNA from Filobasidium floriforme, 609 nucleotides. RefSeq lists its product as uncharacterized. NCBI's taxonomy places the organism in Eukaryota, Fungi, Basidiomycota, Tremellomycetes, Filobasidiales, Filobasidiaceae. The record is from RefSeq and is a predicted model, not a curated record. The coding region runs from base 1 to 609 and encodes 202 amino acids. The transcript has 3 exons.